CAUUCUCAAUGAUAUGACUCUGCCUCACUGGCCUUUGGGGUCAUUCCUUCAUGUUGGUCACUGCCUGUCAGCUGCUGGAACGUAAGGGGGCUUUUCCUGGCCCAACCUCAGACUUCCUCUGGCCACUCCUGGGCAUCUUACGGGGACUAGCCAUGGGCACCACUGUGCAGGAAGCAGGGAUCCCCACCAGCCACCCCCGGGUCUAUAACAUCCACAGUCGAACGGUCACCCGGUAUCCUGCCAACUCCAUCGUCGUGGUCGGAGGCUGCCCGGUCUGCAGGGUUGGUGUCCUGGAGUACUGCUUCACCUGCCUGGGCAUCUUCUUGGCCAUUGUCCUGUUUCCUUUUGGGUUCAUCUGCUGCUUUGCAUUGAGGAAGCGAAGAUGCCCCAACUGUGGAGCAGUCUUUACUUAAAGGGAACAACACACCCAGUUUUCCUACAUUCAGCUAUCUUUUCUAAUGUAAAUGUUGUGUACAAUAGUUUUAUUUGAUUAAGCUUCAGGACUGUUUUGUAAAGUGUGGUGGGAUAGACUUGGCAUUUGUGCGCUGACCGCAGAGGUGGAAGGCAGCAAACUGCUCCCGAGGUUAAGGAUAACUCAAGAAAGCACUGCUUCUAUUUUUUGCAGUCUUCAAUUUGAGAAUGGUGAGAGAUACUGUUUUAAAUAAAUGAGAUUCAUACCAUUGUGUA
Myodes glareolus (Bank vole) is the source of this 687-nucleotide messenger RNA. RefSeq names its product brain protein I3 (gene Bri3). Lineage: Eukaryota; Metazoa; Chordata; Mammalia; Rodentia; Cricetidae. The record is from RefSeq and is a predicted model, not a curated record.